Molecule: messenger RNA, 840 nt
Organism: Camellia sinensis
Lineage: Eukaryota; Viridiplantae; Streptophyta; Magnoliopsida; Ericales; Theaceae
Product: putative calcium-binding protein CML13
Cellular component (GO): myosin II complex
Molecular function (GO): calcium ion binding
Source: RefSeq, a predicted model, not a curated record
AAUUGGCUCAAAUAUUUGUUUGUUUUCUCACCUCAGCGAUUCAAACGGAGUGAGAGAGAGAGAGAGAGAGAGAGAGAAGCAAUACAGAUAAUCAUAGGAUAGGAGAAAAGUAGAGAGAGAAGAAGAAGCAGCAACAAUGGGAAAAGAUCUGAGCGACGAGCAAGUAUCUUCCAUGAAAGAGGCAUUCACACUCUUCGACACCGACGGCGACGGCAAGAUCGCUCCGUCGGAGCUCGGCAUCCUGAUGCGCUCCCUCGGCGGAAACCCUACCCAAGCUCAGCUCAAAUCCAUCGUCGCCGAGGAGAAUCUCAACUCGCCCUUCGAUUUCCCUCGCUUCCUCGACCUCAUGUCCAAGCACCUCAAGCCCGAACCCUUCGAUCGCCAGCUUCGCGAUGCCUUCAAGGUCCUCGACAAGGACGGUGCCGGCUUCGUCGUCGUUUCCGAUCUCAGGCACAUCCUCACCAGUAUUGGAGAGAAGCUCGAUCCGGCUGAGUUCGACGAGUGGAUCCGCGAGGUCGAAGUCGGAUCCGAUGGAAAGAUCCGUUACGAGGAUUUCAUUGCCAGGAUGGUCGCCAAGUGAUUGUGCGAUUUUGAAGAAGAUGCUGUAAUUCUCAUGCAUGUGAAGAGAGAAGCCUAUAUUUUCUUUUCAAGUGACUAUUAUGCGGCGCUUCCAAAUUGCAUUUUCAUUUGCCAUCUUUAGUUUCAUUUUUUCAGCUUUAGUUUGUGUUGCUUUUAGUGAAUGAAUGAUUUGGGCUUCUCGUGUUUAUUCAUGAUAUUAUUCUGGAAUACAGCCUUCAUUCAGAAAUGCUUUGCAGCUCUGUUUUUGGGGUUUCUUUCAUC